UCUUACCAAACAUCUGCAACGACUUCGUCUGCAAAGCUUAGAUUUUCAGGCUUUUCGACGCGCUCAGAGCUCCUUCCAUCGUUUCACCCAGAACAAACCUUCUUCAAUUCCAUUUCAACGACCGCUUCCCUUCCCAUUCAAGAUGUCCUCGGACUCGGACGACGAUAUGCCCCUGGCCAGGGCGAAUGGCAAGCUCUCCAAGGCGCAUAUUUCGAAAAGUGAAGACAAAGCUAUGGAUCAGGCUGGCCCGUCAACAUCCGCCCCUGCGGGAGUGUCGAUCCGAAAUGGGCCUGUUCUUGAAGACAGGAUGGACGUGGACGAGCCUGCGACAAAUGGAAAGCGCAAGUCGCGUAGCAGCAUCUCAAAACCAGUGUACAAGGACGAAGAAGACAGCGACGAUGAUGAUGCUCCAAUGUCCAAACGUCAAAAGACCUCAAAAGCUAUCCAGUCCGACUCUGAUGAUGAAACUCCACUCGCAGCUGCGAAAAAGCGAGGCGGCAAGCUUCCGCCUAAAGCUACCGCUGCCGAUAUUGGUGACGACGAAUCCUCCGAUGAUGAGCCCUUAACCACCAAGCUUGCGAAAGAGAAAGCAGCAAUUGAGAAGAAAGCCGAGAAAGAAGCCAAGGCGAUCCGCGCUAAGGAAAGCAAAGCAAAAGCAACCAAGAAGGUCAAGAAGGAAGAUUCUGACAAUGAAGAUGUCAAGCCAAAGAACAAACGGAAGACCAAUGGAACAGCAUCUGCAAAGAAGACAAAUGGCGUCAAAAAAGUCGAGCCCGAGUCCGAUUCUGAUGUGCCACUGAUGAAGAAGCCUGUCAAGAAAAUAAAUGGGAAGGUCAAACCCGAGGAAGUUUCUCCGAAGAAGGGCAAAGGCAAGAAAGAGGACAGCGAGGAAGCUGAGGAGAUAUACCGAUGGUGGGACGCUCCGAAAAAAGAGGACGAUAGCAUCAAGUGGGAGACAUUGCAGCAUAAUGGUGUCAUUUUCCCCCCUGCUUACGAGCCACUCCCUAAGAAUGUCAAGCUUCUUUACGACGGUGUUCCUGUCACGUUGUCGAUUGAGGCGGAGGAGAUUGCUGGUUUCUUUGGCGCCAUGUUGAAUUCGACUCUCAAUGUUGAGAAUCCAACUUUUCAAAAGAACUUUUUCGAUGACUUUACGGAGGAAGUCAAGAAGACGGGUGGUGCGCAAGGCCCUGAUGGAAAGAAAAUCGAUAUCAAGCACUUCUCCAAACUUGACUUCAAGCAAAUUUUCAGCUACUACGAUGGUAAAAGUCAAGCCAGGAAGGCUCGUUCAACUGCCGAAAAGAAGGCUGAGAAGGCCGAAAGAGAUCUUGCCGAGGCUCCAUACACUCAAUGCAUAUGGGAUGGUCGUAAGGAACAGGUCGGCAACUUCCGUGUCGAACCUCCUGGACUCUUCCGAGGUCGUGGUGCACAUCCCAAGACUGGCAAGGUCAAGCGCAGAGUUUUACCAAACCAAAUCACUAUCAACAUUGGAAAAGAUGCUACCGUCCCAACUCCCCCUGAAGGUUACAAAUGGGGCAAGGUACAACACGACAACAAGGCUACUUGGCUUGCUAUGUGGCAAGAGAAUAUCAAUGGUGCCUACAAGUAUGUCAUGCUGGCUGCUAAGAGCAGUGUCAAAGGACAGAGUGAUUAUAAGAAGUUCGAGAAAGCUCGUGGCUUGAAGUCACAUAUCGACCAGAUUCGAAAGGACUACACCCGAGACCUGCGUGCUGAGCUUAUGGCAGAUCGGCAACGAGCUACCGCCGUUUACUUGAUUGACAAGCUCGCCUUGCGUGCUGGCAAUGAAAAAGAUGGCGAGAACGAGGCUGAGACUGUUGGGUGCUGCUCUUUGAAGUACGAACACAUUACUCUCAAGCCCCCCAAUACCGUCAUCUUCGAUUUCCUUGGAAAGGACAGUAUUAGAUAUUACGAUGAAGUCGUGGUCGAUGACAAGGUAUUCAAAAACCUGAAAAUGUUCAAGCGAGCACCAAAGAAGGAGGGUGACGAUAUCUUUGAUCGCCUGACCACCACCCAACUCAACAAGCACUUAAAUAGCUACAUGCCUGGCCUGAGUGCAAAGGUCUUCCGUACUUACAAUGCCUCAUACACCAUGUCCAAUCUCUUGACGAAACUCAAGGACACCAACAUCACUAUGCAGGAGAAGGUCAAGCUCUACAAUGACUGCAAUCGGAAGGUCGCUCUUUUGUGUAAUCACAAGCGAACUGUCGGCGCCAGCCACGAGGCACAAAUGGAGAAGAUGACCGAUCGCAUCAAGGGCCUUCAGUACCAACAAUGGCGUUUCAAGCAAAUGAUCCUGGACGUUGAUCCGAAGCAAAAGAAGAAGCGUGGAUCUGAAUGGUUCCAACUGGACAGCGACCUUGAUCAAGAAUGGAUCCUCGAACACCAAGCUUUCCUAGUCCAGGAGAUGCGCACCAAGAUCGAGAAGAAGUUCCAAAAGGACAAUGAAAAGCUCGCAGCCGAGGGCUCAAAGGAAAUGAAGGCCAAGGAACUUGCCGAAAGACUUGAGGUCGCCGACGACCUAAAGAAAAAGUUCAAGAAGGAAAACAAGACGAAGAAAAUUGAGCCUGAAGGUAAAGGGGCAUCGGUCGAGAAGUUUGAGUCAUCCAUCGAGAAGCUGGACGCUCGUAUUGCGACAAUGAGACUUCAGGCCGAGGACCGAGAGGGCAACAAGGAGGUUGCACUCGGUACAAGUAAGAUCAACUACAUUGACCCUCGCCUCACUGUUGUAUUCGCCAACAAGUUUGACGUUCCCAUUGAGAAGUUUUUCUCCAAGACUCUUCGAGAGAAGUUCACCUGGGCUAUCGAAUCCAUCGGAGACGAUGACGCAUGGGAGUUCUAAACUCAUAACUUUGACGCUGGAAACUUCCCUUAUCCAUUCGCGACCAUACAAUCAUGCGCCAGUGAACAUUGUAUUUUGCUAUGGGAUAUCCCAUGCCAUUCUUUUUUUUGGAUUUUUAUAUUGCAUAAACAUUGCGAGCAGGGGCAUUGGGUCGGCGGAGCAUCUAGGAUGAUCGCAGUUUGAUUGAUGGAAGACUUGGACACCAAGAUUAAGAUCUCCCAGGAUCACUUGGUUGCUGCUGCUUUUUCUUCAUAGCAAGGUUCUCUUUGAGCCGCCCACAUCAUCGACUUGCCCAGCUUUUUAAAAACAGAGCAGUACAUUUGAGAACGAUAAAUGGACAUAAGUAGAGGAAUGAAUUGAAUCAAAACGAAA
Molecule: messenger RNA, 3229 nt
Organism: Cadophora gregata
Lineage: Eukaryota; Fungi; Ascomycota; Leotiomycetes; Helotiales; Ploettnerulaceae
Gene: TOP1
Product: DNA topoisomerase 1
Exons: 6
Coding region: 143-2857 (904 amino acids)
Biological process (GO): DNA topological change; DNA replication; chromosome segregation
Cellular component (GO): nucleolus; chromosome
Molecular function (GO): DNA topoisomerase type I (single strand cut, ATP-independent) activity; DNA binding
Source: RefSeq, a predicted model, not a curated record